AUGUUCGAAUUUUUGUCCAAAAAAUUCCAAAAAGCUGAGAACUUGGUGAGUUGUUCGCAUUUUUUGUGUUUAAAAUAGUUGAAGGAAUAAAGUUUUAGCCAUUUUUUAGCGUAAAUAGUUAACGUUUCAGUAAGCUGUUCAAAAUCCGCGAAAAAACAGUUUUUGUAAAGUCCUUAGAGAAUUUGCGGGUUUUAUAAAGGGCACAAACUUCAAGGACCAAUGUGGUCUCUCACAAAUCGAUUGGAUGAAAAUCCGCUGGCCUCGGCUAGUAAAUUAGGUCCAUCUGACGACCAGAAUUCUCCUCUUUCUCUUUCUCUAUUCGUUUUAUAUUUUUAUCCAAACAAAUCUCUCGAGUGACCGCGGUGAGAAAGAGGGUCAUGGAUGCAAACGUGCCCCACGGCACUCGCGCGACGGGUCUCGCCGCGAAGAGCGUCGGAAUCGGUCGGAGGGUCGGCUGAUUAUUGGCCUCCGCCAGACACAGCGCGUAAAACCAAAGUGUGGAGAGCGAAAAAUCAACAAUGACCAACUUUUCAAUGACUGUUUGUAUAUAAAUAUCCCAAAUUUGCGUGGAUUUUCUCAAUUUUCACAGAAAAUCGAAGCAUUUUGCUCAUUGUUCAUGCGUUCUUGCCUGGAUUUCAUAACAUUUUCGCCAAGUUUUGCAGGAAAAACCACCACCGCCGAACGCCAUGGGAAUCAGCGACAACGACGUUCAGAAGCAGCUCCGUCACAUGAUGGCCUUCAUCGAGCAGGAGGCUAACGAGAAGGCCGAGGAGAUCGACGCCAAAGCCGAGGAGGAGUUCAACAUUGAGAAGGUUCGCGCCUUUUUGCGAUUUUUAUGCAAAAUGACUUUUCCGCUUUUCAGGGACGUCUUGUCCAACAGCAAAGACAAAAGAUUAUGGAGUUUUUCGAGAAGAAGGAGAAGCAAGUCGACCUUCAGCGCAAGAUCCAGGCCUCCAACUCGCUGAACGCCGGACGUCUUCGUUGCUUGAAGGUCUGUACGCGUUUUUCACAAAAAUUGCAAAUUUCUGCGCUUUUUCCAGUGCUUUUUGUCGAUUUUUGACGUAAAUUUUCAAUAUUUUCCAAUUCCAGGCCCGUGAAGACCAUAUUGGAGCGGUUUUGGACGAGGCGCGCUCGAAUCUCUCCCGUAUUUCGGGCGACGCGGCCCGUUACCCGGCCAUCCUGAAGGGACUCAUCAUGCAGGGACUGCUGCAGCUGCUCGAGAAGGAGGUCGUCCUCCGAUGCCGCGAAAAGGAUCUGCGUCUUGUGGAACAACUCAUUCCAGAGUGCCUCGACGGACUCCAGAAGGAGUGGGGAGCCGCCACCAAGGUACGGUAGAUUUUUCUGGAAUUUUUUUACGAUUUUCAAAGCAAUUUUCCUAAAGUUCAGUAUUUUUCAGGUCGUCAUCGACAAGAAGAACUUCCUGCCGUCCGAAUCGGCCGGAGGAGUCGAAUUGGCGUCUCGCGCCGGAAAGAUCAAGGUCCAUUCGACUCUUGAGAGCCGUCUCGACCUUAUUGCUAACCAGGUAUGUUUUUUAAGAUCGGAAUUGAAUAUUUCAUAAAAUUUGAGCCAGAAUUGUGCGCUUCACCUCGAAAAACGCAUAUUUUCUCAAAUGCUUCGUAGAAAACAUGGAAAAUGCUUUAAAAAAUUGUAUUUCAAAAUUCGCAGAUUGUUCCGCAAGUGAGAACAGCGCUGUUUGGCCCGAACCCGAACCGCGCCUUCUUCGACUAG
Messenger RNA from Caenorhabditis sp. 36 PRJEB53466, 1728 nucleotides. NCBI's taxonomy places the organism in Eukaryota, Metazoa, Nematoda, Chromadorea, Rhabditida, Rhabditidae. The record is from the annotation of a GenBank genome assembly.